Messenger RNA from Rattus rattus (black rat), 2374 nucleotides. RefSeq names its product beta-1,4-galactosyltransferase 6 (gene B4galt6). Gene Ontology annotation, molecular function: UDP-galactose:glucosylceramide beta-1,4-galactosyltransferase activity. Lineage: Eukaryota; Metazoa; Chordata; Mammalia; Rodentia; Muridae. The transcript is spliced from 9 exons. Gene Ontology annotation, biological process: carbohydrate metabolic process; glycosphingolipid biosynthetic process. The coding region runs from base 844 to 1992 and encodes 382 amino acids. The record is from RefSeq and is a predicted model, not a curated record.
CUGCAGGGGUCUCGGGGCGCACAGGGCUGCCGGGAUUGUCCUCGUGGGUGUCCGCAGUCCGAGAUCGCCGCGUGUUUGUCAUCUGUUUCCUUCGUCCUCCGGGCCCCGGCCGCGCGCAUCCGCCGGGUAGUCCGGGGUCCGUGCGGGGGCGGCGCCGCCUCUCCCUCGGGCCCGGCGGCGGGAAUGCGGUUGCCUUGGCCGGCUGGGCAGCGGGCGGCGGCAGCAAGCGGAACCCGGGUGCACUCGCCGCUGGCCGGGACGCCGCCCUGGCCUGCCCUCGGCUCCCGAGGCCGCCGCUGCGCUCUGGGGCCCGGCGCGGAAUGAGGUGCAGGCCGCGCACCGGCGAGCGCCCGCUCCGCGGCCCCUGGUUCAACGCGGCCGCCCGCGCCUCGCGUGCCCCGGCGCCCACGUUAGAGCCCCGCACUGGCAGCGCUCGCGGAGGCACAGGCCCGCAGAGCGCACGCGACCCGGCCCGGGUCCCGAUCGCCCGGACUCGCCUCUUGGACACCGCCCCAGGUGCGGGGACCCCGACUCGCUGCAGCGCGCGGGCCGCGCUCCGCAUCGCAGAGCUCCUCCAGCCUGGCCCGUGGCUUUGGCCUCCACGGAGCCCGAUCUCCCUGCCUCCCUCCACAUUUCUCCGCAUCCUUUCAACACCCUUCCCGCUGCUCUACCACCUCCCAUUCAUUGCAUCCAUUUCUCCUUCCCGGCUUGGUUCUUCUUCCCAUAACCUCCCCGGCCGGACCCCGCUACCCACCCGGUACAUUCAUGGAAGUUUAGGGCCUGGACGGUGGCCCGGAGUCUGGCCUGAGAGCGCAGCCGGAGCUGCUGGUAGGGCAGAGGAAGAUGUCUGCGCUCAAGCGGAUGAUGCGGGUCUCCAAUCGCUCCCUGAUCGCCUUCAUCUUCUUCUUCUCCCUCUCCACGUCCUGUCUCUAUUUCAUCUAUGUGGCUCCAGGCAUCGCCAACACAUACCUCUUUAUGGUACAAGCUAGAGGCAUCAUGCUGAGAGAGAAUGUGAAAACAAUUGGACACAUGAUCAGGCUGUAUACCAAUAAAAACACUACGCUCAAUGGGACAGAUUAUCCCGAAGGCAAUAAUACAAGUGACUAUCUUGUUCAAACAACAACGUAUCUUCCGCAGAACUUCACGUAUUCACCGCACCUCCCCUGUCCAGAGAAGCUGCCUUACAUGCGGGGAUUCCUCAGUGUCAAUGUGAGUGAAAUCAGUUUUGAUGAAGUCCAUCAGCUCUUCUCCAAGGACUCAGAGAUUGAGCCAGGAGGCCACUGGAGACCCAAGGACUGCAAGCCCAGAUGGAAGGUGGCAGUUCUCAUCCCCUUCCGUAACCGCCAUGAACACCUCCCGAUCUUUUUCCUGCACCUGAUCCCGAUGCUCCAGAAACAGAGGCUGGAAUUUGCCUUUUAUGUCAUCGAACAGACCGGCACACAACCAUUCAAUCGUGCCAUGCUCUUUAACGUGGGUUUCAAAGAGGCCAUGAAGGACAGAGCCUGGGACUGUGUGAUCUUCCACGACGUGGAUCAUCUGCCUGAAAAUGAUCGGAACUAUUACGGAUGCGGGGAGAUGCCGCGGCACUUUGCAGCGAAGCUGGACAAGUACAUGUACAUUCUUCCUUAUAAGGAGUUCUUUGGUGGCGUGAGUGGCCUGACAGUGGAGCAGUUUAGGAAGAUCAAUGGUUUUCCCAAUGCCUUCUGGGGAUGGGGAGGAGAGGAUGACGACCUUUGGAACAGAGUUCACUACUCUGGAUACAAUGUAACCCGGCCAGAGGGGGACUUGGGAAAAUACACAUCUAUUCCCCAUCACCAUCGAGGGGAAGUACAAUUUUUAGGACGGUAUAAAUUACUUCGCUAUUCUAAGGAGCGUCAGUUCAUUGAUGGAUUGAACAAUUUAUUAUACACACCCAAAAUACUGGUUGACAGGCUGUAUACCAAUAUAUCUGUAAACCUCAUGCCGGAGUUAGCACCAGUUGAAGACUAUUAAAAAGAAGUCAUUCUCGUGGUGGGGUAGACCACAGCGCUGAAUCAUGAACUUGGCUUGGAAUGCACUCACCGUGGACGUUAGAGAUUGGUGUGUAUCUCAGUGUCCCAGUCUGUAAAAAGAACCAGCAGUCCUUAAUGUUUACAGCGUGGGCUCCAUCCGUCACACUCCCCACCCUCCUCCCUGCUGGGAGCACCUCCCAUGGCGAGCACUGUCGAGAUACAAACCCAUUGCUUGGGAUUGGAAGUGAAGAAAACUCCCUACACAGAGAAGAUUUUUUUUAUACCGAAAUCUAUAAUUUAAUUCAAGAGAAUGCUUUUAUUUCCGUUCAAACAUAUUUUGUACAUAUGUGAUGUAAAUUAAAUAUGUUCAAAUUGUUGGAAAA